This is a messenger RNA of Drosophila bipectinata, 1953 nucleotides long. It is a transcript of the gene beta-PheRS, whose product is annotated as phenylalanine--tRNA ligase beta subunit. The record is from RefSeq and is a predicted model, not a curated record. Gene Ontology annotation, cellular component: phenylalanine-tRNA ligase complex; cytoplasm. Gene Ontology annotation, biological process: phenylalanyl-tRNA aminoacylation. Gene Ontology annotation, molecular function: magnesium ion binding; RNA binding; phenylalanine-tRNA ligase activity. Lineage: Eukaryota; Metazoa; Arthropoda; Insecta; Diptera; Drosophilidae.
AGGAACGUCGCUAGUUUUCCUCUUCAACCGGACCACAAUCUUCGGAAGUUUAUUUUAUUUUUAAAAUAUACUUUUAAAGUCUCGUUCUAAAAGAACCGUCAUCAAAUUAUAAUCUGACAUUAUGCCUACCAUUGGGGUAAAACGUGAUCUGCUCUUCGCCGCCCUCGGCAAGACCUACACCGAUGACGAAUUCCAGGAGCUCUGCUUCGCUUUCGGUCUAGAACUCGAUGAAGUGACCACGGAGAAGCAGAUGCUUACCAAGGAACAGGGCGAUGUGGCAGCGGCAGUGGACGCCAGCGAGGAAAUCAUCUACCGGAUAGAUAUCCCCGCUAACCGCUACGAUCUACUGUGUCUGGAGGGUCUGGUUACCGGUCUCCUAGUGUUCCAGGGGAAAGUUAAGCCGCCAAAGUUUGAGUUUGUGGAGCCGGCCAAGAGACAGGUGCUAAAGAUCGAUUCUUCGACUGCCCAGAUUAGACCUCAUGCCGUGGCGGCUGUGCUGAGAAAUGUGACCUUCACCCAGGAAUCAUACAACAGCUUCAUCGACCUCCAGGAUAAGUUGCACCAGAACAUUUGCCGGAAGCGGACUCUGGUGGCCAUCGGCACCCAUGAUCUCGACACUAUUCAAGGACCUUUCAGCUACGAAGCCCUGGCACCUGAGAAAAUCAAGUUCAAGCCGCUUAAUCAGACGCAGGAGAUGAAUGGAAACCAACUGAUGGAUUUCUACACCACACAUGCCCAGCUGAAACAAUAUUUGCCGAUUAUUCGGGACUCUCCCGUGUACCCGGUUAUUUACGAUGCUAAGAGGGUGGUGCUGUCACUGCCGCCCAUUAUCAAUGGGGACCACUCCAAGAUCUCGCUAAACACCAAGAACGUUUUCAUCGAGUGCACAGCGACGGACUUGACGAAAGCUAAGGUGGUGCUGGACACCAUUGUGUGCCUCUUCUCCGAGCACUGCGCCCAGAAGUUCACCGUAGAGCCGUGCGACGUGGUGCAGACUGACGGAAGUGUGAUUUCCUAUCCGGAACUGCAAGUUCGAGAGGAACGGAUAUCGGCCAAGAAAGCCAAUGCCUACAUUGGCAUCAAUGAGCCAGCGGAAAAAUUGGCUGACAUGCUCACCCGCAUGUAUCUGGAAGCUAAGGUUGAGGGCGAAGACUCUCUCGCGGUAAAGAUUCCUCCCACUCGGCACGACGUAAUCCAUCCUUGCGACAUAUACGAGGACAUUGCCAUCGCCUUUGGUUACAAUAAUAUUAAGAAAUCGCUGCCGGCCUUCAUGCAGAUAGCCAAACAAUUCCCUCUCAACAAGCUCACCGAACAGCUUAGAGAACAGGUAGCUCAGGCCGGCUUCACCGAGGCACUGACCUUUACGCUCUGUUCGAGAGACGACAUUGGACGCAAACUGAACAAGACGAUUGAGGCUACUCCUGCCGUGCACAUCGGUAAUCCCAAGACCUUGGAGUUCCAGGUGGUGCGGACUACCCUGUUGCCAGGACUUCUAAAGACACUGGUGGCCAAUCGAAAAAUGCCGUUGCCCCUGAAGCUCUUCGAGAUUAGCGACGUGGUUGUGGCGGACGAGAGCACGGAAGUGGGAGCCCGUAACGAGCGUCGUGUUUGUGCCGUGAACUGCAACAAGACCGCUGGCUUUGAAGUUGUUCACGGAUUGUUGGAUCGGGUGAUGCAGCUGCUGUCUGUGCCAUGGAAAUCGGGCAACGUUACCAAGGGCUAUUACCUCCAAGCCACAGAAGAUCCCAGCUACUUCCCUGGUCGCUGUGCUAAUGUGAUGUACGACAAUGUAGUCAUUGGCAAGAUUGGAGUCCUCCAUCCCACAGUUCUGCAGGCCUUCGAACUUACUACUCCUUGCUCUGUAGUGGAGUUCACCAUUGAGCCCUUCGUUUGAAUAAAAUGUUAAACAUUUGAAAAAGUUUACCAAUAAACCAGAAAUACUUUUAACCAAUA